AUGUCUGGAGACUCUGCUGAGGUGGCGGAGGAUUAUCGCCUCGCGCUGGAGGACCUCUCCUCCAAUUUGCGCUUCGAGAUUAGCAACCUGACUGUGAUUGCUCGCGAGAAUACUGAACAUGCCCUAGCGAUCGCGGAAGUUUUGCAGCAACACAUCCUAAAGGCUGCCCCAAGCAAGAAGCUCCCAGCUCUGUACGUACUAGACUCGAUCGUCAAGAAUGUUGGCACUCCAUACACGCUCUACUUCGGUCGCAAUCUUUUCAAAACAUUUAUGGAAUCAUACGCUGUAGUCGAUCAACCUGUGCGUCGGAAGAUGGAAGAGAUGCUUAGAACAUGGAAGGAGCCUGUUCCUGGAUCUAUGGACAGCAGACCUGUGUUUUCUCACGAGUUGGUGCGACCUAUUGAGAAUGCACUCUUGAAGGCACGCGCCGCUACCAUGCCCCAACCGGGAAUGAUGCCUGGGCGACCGCGAUCUUCUGUGCCCCAUCGUGAUACCCCGACACCGCCUGGAAUGAGAUUUCCACCAGGCCACCCAGCUCAACAAUACACAUCAAAUGGAGGACAGUCAUUGAGCAAUGACAUUCGGAAUCUAAUUGUUGCCAUGCAGGCGGAAGCCUCAAGGAACCCACAUGAUCAUGGUGUUCAGACUAGAUUAAGAGCACUCUAUGACCUGCAGGGCGUUGUGAACACCAAUAGCUUGCCCCCGGAUCAGCUUGAGCUCAUUAAGAACAAAGUAACUGAACUUGCUGCCGUAAACAUGAUGGCGCCUCUGACCCAAAGGCCUGCGCCUACUCCUCCUGUGCCAGUUCAAGCACGCCCUAUCCCAAUGCCUCCAGUGUCCGUAGCUCUUCCUCAGCCUGCAGCUCCGGCUCCGGCGCAAGAAGGUGUGACGCUUGACGCGCUCUUGGGUAAGGGAGCGUUGGCAGCACUGAUGGCAAGGCAGUCGGCCACUCCUCAAAACUCGACGCCUACUCCGCAGCCACCCCUCGUUCAACAUGAACCACCGAUGCCACCAAUGCCUACGAUGUCUGCGAUGCCAGCCAUGAAUAUGCCAGCCAUGCCUAUACCGACAAUGUCAGCAACAUCUACACCAGUGCCGCCAGCAGGAGCGGCAGCACCAUGGAGUCUUCUCGAUCAACUACGAAAGUCUGGCUUACUCCCACCAGCACUCGCAUCUGUGCCUGCACCAGUUCAACAAGGUGGCAUCAAUUUAGCUGCUCUGAAGCAACCGUGCCAACCUUCUUUGGUCCGACAACUACAUAACGACUUGGGCCAGCCAUGCACUCAGUGCGGCAGACGGUUCCGAGAUGACGAAGCCGGCAAGAAGAAGAAAAUCGCCCAUAUGGACUGGCAUUUCCGUGUCCGCCGGCGGACCGACGAAGCUGAGAAACGAGGCAUGCAUCGAAGUUGGUACGUUGACCAAGGCGAAUGGCUAAAGUCAAGAGAGGUCGUCGACGUAGACCACAUCCCAACCGCCGAGGACGUUGCCGCGCAAGCUUCCAAAGUAUCUGAGGCUGCUAAGCCAAAGUACAUUCCCGUCCCUGAUCCAUCUCGUGGCAUCAACCCUGUUUGUCCGAUUUGCCAAGAUCGCUUUGAGAACAAAUGGCUCGAUACUGCACAGGAAUGGGUAUGGUUGGAUACAGUUUUGGUCGGUAACCGAGCGUACCAUGCUUCAUGUCACGCAGAAGCAACCCGAGAUCGUGAGAACACACCAGUGCUGGGCAAGAGGAAGGCGGAAACAAGCAUUGCGUCACCCAAAGUCCGAUCCCUCAAGACGUCAGCUUAA
Molecule: messenger RNA, 1785 nt
Organism: Fusarium venenatum
Lineage: Eukaryota; Fungi; Ascomycota; Sordariomycetes; Hypocreales; Nectriaceae
Biological process (GO): DNA repair; termination of RNA polymerase II transcription; DNA synthesis involved in DNA repair
Cellular component (GO): mRNA cleavage factor complex; nucleus
Molecular function (GO): DNA binding; ATP hydrolysis activity; enzyme activator activity
Source: RefSeq, a predicted model, not a curated record